UUCCACCCCCUCCCUGCCGCCCCAAAUCAGCCGGCUAUGCUAAUCUUUCAGGCCUCUUCUUUCUGCUGCUGCUGCUGCUUUUUUGCUAUCGCACAAGGUUGCGGCUGUGUGUAGGAGUGUCUGUGUCAGGGAGAGAGCCAAGAAAAGGAAGCAAGUUCUUUCCCCAUCUCUUCUCAUUCACUCAACUCUCCCUGUCUCUUCGGAGAGGUUGCCUCUCUCGAGUAAGCAAGAAGUUAACUCUCCUGAGUAAGCAAAUUUACUGUAGGGUCUGAGUAGACUCAUCGGGGCUCAGAAGUUGAAGGAACGCAAGACUGAACCAAGGAGAAGAAGAAGAAAAAAAAUAGCUGUUCCUCCGACAUCAGGGGAGCAGAGCUGAGGAAGAAUUGCAAUUUUGCCCAGCCAGACCCGGGAAAACCAAAUUAAUGCAGGAAUUUUGAAAGGGGACAGGGUGUGGUGUGUGUGUGAAAUUCCCUGGGACAGUCCCUCAAAUUGCCUCCCUUUUUCUUCUUCUUUUUCAAUGAUACAGAGAAAUGUUUUGAGUUGAGGAAUUAUUCCAGACUUUUGGCAGGAGUUUCGGACACGCCGUGGGGAAGGGAGAACCACUUUGGAUCUAUCGCUGGCCUGACCCUCUUGGGUGCUGACUUCACGGUGGAUUUCUUUCGUCACUUGUUUUCGGACUCCAGCGACAAUUUCUUCGGCCGCUUUUUAAGGAUUGGGUGAAGGCGGAAUCCUACUGCUGCUGCUGCUGCUGCUCGGGAAGAGAGCUGAUUUUCCCAACAGAUUUUUCUGGAUUUUUUUUUUUUUUUACUCCCCUCUUCGUCUUCCACCGAUGAGCCACUAAGCUGGGAGAAGAUGGAGCAAGUUUGCUGGUGUUUCCUCGCUGCUCUGCUGGCCUGCUCAAUGGGCAUCAGCCACACCCAGGAAGCUGGAUACUUCCAAGAAAGUCCUUCAAACUUGACCUUGUCUUUGGGGAAGGACGUAAAACUCUCCUGCUCCAUCCUGGCCCUGGGCGAGGCACCGGAGAUCAACUGGCUGAGGGAUGGAGAGGCCUUCGAAUUUGCUGAUAUUAACCAGAUGCAGGUGCCUUUGGAAGAGGGAGAAUGGGAGACAACCAGCGAACUGAGCAUCUCUUCCCUCCAGGUUUCUGACAUGGGAAAUUACCAGUGUGUGGCCUGGGUGAACGGAUCUGAAAUUGUUUCCGAAGGAGCUUAUCUGAAGUUAGAAGGUCUCCCCCUCUUCUCCGAGGAGCCCCAAGAUCUGGAGAUCACAGCCGAUACCCCGUUCAACCUCAGCUGCAGAGCGCAGGGACCCCCAGAUCCUGUCUUGGUGAUCUGGUUGCAGGACAGCGUUCCCGUUAACUCGCUGGCGGAUCCCCUGGCCCAGACCCCGUCCGUCUUGGGGGUGAGAGGGCUGAAUCACAGCGCCUCCUUCUCGUGCGAAGCCCACAAUGCCAAGGGAGUCAGCACAUCCCGAACCGCAGUAGUAAAAGUGUUACCUGGACAGCCCCGUGACUUAUCUGCUGCCCAUCGCAGUGACCACAGCUUGGAGGUGACGUGGGAGCCCGGUUUUAGCGGCGCUUAUGCGCAGGAGUUCUGCACCAUCCAGGCUGUGCGCUCCGAUGAAGACCUCAGCACCGUUUCUGACGAGCUGUAUAACCGCAAGAUCCGCGUCCCGCCUUUUCGCCACACACUGAACAGCCUGGCAGCCUUCACCACCUACCAUGUGCGCGUGGCCUGCCACUGCACGGAGGGCCACUCGCCCUGGACUCACUGGGUGCCCAUGGACACCUUGGAAGGGGUGCCUGCAGCCGCCCCGGAGGACAUUGUGACUAUUCAGAAUGGCAGCUGCACCAUCAUCCAGUGGGGGGAACCCCGGGGCAAGAUCAACGGGAUCCUUCAGGGGUACAAGCUGGUUUGUCAAAGCGGGGACUCGCCCGAGGUGAUCGUGGACGUGGGACUGACCAACCAGACAGUUUUGUCUCUGAACUCAACUGUACAGAACUUAACCGUACGGAUUGCAGCCUACACCAGUGCUGGAGACGGACCCUGGAGCAAAGCCAUCACAAUCUUCCCCUUGGAACCAGGUGAAAUACUACCAGCUCCUCAGUCAGUAGGACUCUCUGUCCCUGCCUUCUCCUGGCACUGGUGGUACGUGGUGAUCGCGGUGGCCACUGCUGUGGCAGCCACCAUCUUCAUCAUCAUCUUCUUAGCACGUAUGAGGAAGAAGGAAACACGUUACGGGGAAGCAUUUGAGCCCAACAUGGAACAGGGGGAGCUGGUGGUUCACUAUCGGGCCCGCAAAUCGUACAGCCGCCGGACCACUGAAGCUACUUUGAACAGUCUGGGCAUUAGUGAAGAACUGAAGGAGAAGCUUCAGGAUGUAAUGAUUGACCGCCAUAGGGUGGCCCUGGGCAAGACCCUUGGCGAAGGAGAAUUCGGCUCGGUUAUGGAAGGUCAACUCAGCCAAGAUGGCGCCGUCUUUAAAGUUGCGGUCAAGACAAUGAAGAUUGCCAUAUGCACCCGGAGCGAGAUGGAGGACUUCCUCAGUGAGGCCGUUUGUAUGAAGGACUUUGACCAUCCCAACGUCAUGAAACUGAUCGGCGUCUGUCUGCAGAACACAGAAAGUGAAGGAUACCCCUCCCCUGUGGUGAUCUUGCCGUUCAUGAAACACGGAGAUCUGCAUAGCUUCCUGCUCUACUCCCGGCUUGGGGAGAGUCCUGUGUACCUGCCCACGCAGACCCUGGUUAAGUUCAUGGUGGACAUUGCAAGUGGAAUGGAGUACCUCAGUAGCAAGAACUUCAUUCAUCGCGAUUUGGCGGCCCGCAACUGCAUGCUGAACGAAAGCAUGACAGCCUGCGUGGCCGAUUUUGGCCUCUCUAAGAAGAUCUACAACGGGGAUUAUUACCGCCAAGGUCGUAUCUCCAAGAUGCCGGUGAAAUGGAUUGCCAUCGAGAGCCUGGCAGACCGCGUUUACACUACCAAGAGCGACGUGUGGUCCUUUGGAGUCACCAUGUGGGAAAUCGCCACACGAGGCCAGACGCCUUAUCCGGGGGUGGAGAACAGUGAAAUUUACGACUACCUACGUCAAGGCAACCGCCUCAAGCAGCCGAUUGACUGCCUGGAUAGUCUGUAUGAGCUGAUGAUGAGCUGUUGGGCGCUGAACCCCCGCGACCGUCCCACUUUUGAAAUCCUCUCUCAGGAGCUGGAGAAGACCCUCAAGUCCCUCCCCCCGCCCAAAGACCCUGAGGAGAUCCUAUACGUCAACAUGGACGACGGGGUGGCUCCCGCCGAGGCGGAGCUGGGGGCCGUCGGAGGCUUGGGCCCCGAGGAAGCCCUGGCCAAAGAGAGCCAGCUGCUGAAGGCCAUGGUGACCUCAGCCGAGGUCCAUCCCCCGCAGGCGAUGGGCCGCUACGUGAUGUGUCCCACUCCCCUGGAAAACAGCCGGCUCUUGACCGAGACCCUCAGCUGUGCCGCCACUGAAGAAGGCGCCUAAAAAAGAGAAGAUCUGCAAGCCCCCCCCCCCAGCUGAGUGUUUGUGUAGAUGUUGCAAGACACCCUACUCGUGACACCAGCCCCCCACCUGUCUGCCUCCAAGAGGGGACUUCCAAAGACAAACUUUUGAGAGACCCACAGCCAUCCUUCUUCCCACAAGGAAUCGCUCUCCUGAUUCUGCUGAGCUUUUCCCCAUGCUGAGAUAACAUGCGGUCCACCUCACCUGCUCAUGUCACCCGGACAGAGUCAUGUUCAGCUGCCCCCCCCCCCAAUCCGUGGUUCUCAUUUACGUCCAGCUAUUUCACUGCCCCGAUUCUCUGCUCAUCACCAUGGAGUGUAUUGUGCCAGCUGGCACCAAAGGACAAAUGAAGCAGAGGAUCAUCGCUCCAGCUCUAAACCUGAGUUUGAAUGGAGUAGAGUGAUUUGUUUGUUUGUUUGUUUGUUUUUCAUCUGAUGGACUUUUUAUAGCCCAGUUGCUUCUUGAGAAACAUUUCUGACACCCGGAUCUGGCUCUGGGUGAACUUAAUCCCAAGAGAAGCGUUCUGUGUGGGCAGCCACCGUACUUUCGGACCGCUGGUUACAGACCACACCUGGAAUGCAGCAUUUGGCCCAUACGCUAAUCUAGUUAGUUGGACUUUUAAGUUUGGCUCCGUUCUGCUCUCAAAGACCACUCCAGGAUUUCCUCCACAGCUUACGGGGAGUCUUGAGAAGACCCAAGUCUUGCCAGCAUUUUAGUUUAGCCAUAAGUCAACCGUGCAGAAAGCGGAUCUCUGGAGAGCCCUUUCAGACCGAGGAUUCUGCAAAGGCAAAAGGCCUAAGAGAAGCUGGAAGGGACCUCGGAGGUCCUCUAGUCCAACCCCCUGCUCAAGCAGGAAACUCUAUACCGUUUCAGACAAAUGGUGGUCCAAUCUUUUCUUUAAAACCUCCAGGGCCUAUCCAGAGGAGGAUCUCAGGAUGGCUAAAAUUGAGUCCCAACCCUCGCCCUUCUCUGCUGAGGGGGGGGGGGGAAUGAAGAGGUUUUUUUUCUUCCUUUUUUUGCAAGGCUUUUGCAGAAACGAGAGACGGACCCCUUGCAUUGACUAGGUAGGAAGUGACCCUGAGGAAAAACCCCAUCUCAGUUUCUUCCUGGGAAAGUCUUUACCUUCAACAGCUGCAGGAAGAUGAAAAUAACCACUGGUGUGUUUUCUCCUUCACCAUUUUGCUGUCUUGGGAAAAACCCAACCUGGACAAUCCCGGCCAAUGGUGAUAAUGUGACUUUCCAGCAUGAAUGUAGCUGAUUAUGUCAUACCAAACCCUAUUUCCCAACCGUGGCAACUCGAAGCCCUAUGAAUGUCAACUCCUAGAAUUCCCCAGCCAGCAUUGAUUGACUGAGGAAUUCUGGGAGCAGAAGUCCACACCUCUAAAAGUUCAUUAGCAUGCUGGCUGAGGAAUUCUGGGAGUUGAAGUCCACACAUUUUAACGCUCGCUAGCAUGCUGGUUGAGGAAUUCUGGGAGCUGAAAUCCACACAUCUUAACGCUCGCUAGCAUGCUG
This is a messenger RNA of Crotalus tigris (Tiger rattlesnake), 5022 nucleotides long. It is a transcript of the gene AXL, whose product is annotated as AXL receptor tyrosine kinase. NCBI's taxonomy places the organism in Eukaryota, Metazoa, Chordata, Lepidosauria, Squamata, Viperidae. The transcript has 20 exons. Gene Ontology annotation, molecular function: ATP binding; protein binding; transmembrane receptor protein tyrosine kinase activity. Bases 853 to 3492 code for a protein of 879 amino acids. Gene Ontology annotation, biological process: negative regulation of apoptotic process; multicellular organism development; natural killer cell differentiation. Gene Ontology annotation, cellular component: signaling receptor complex. The record is from RefSeq and is a predicted model, not a curated record.